UCGAGAAAUAGGAAGACGGCCAAUGGAAAUGCACCAAGAGAGAGCUGCGUUAGGUUGAGAGCGCGAGGAGCGGCAGCAGGUCCCAGCAGCUCUGACACAGCAGUGAAACAGACUAAUGACCCAGCACGAGGCGCCACUCAUUCCAGUAACAUGGACAAGUACGAAAAGCUGAAGAAAAUCGGGGAAGGCUCAUUUGGAAAAGCCCUCCUUGUCAGAUCAAAAGAGGAUGGACACCAGUAUGUCAUCAAGGAGAUUGGCAUAUCUGGAAUGCCAAACAGAGAGAGGCAGGAAUCUCGAAAGGAAGUCGCCGUUCUUGCCAAAAUGAGUCACCCCAACAUUGUCCAGUAUAAGGAUUCUUUUGAAGAAGCGGGUUGUCUGUUUAUUGUGAUGGACUACUGUGAGGGCGGAGACCUCUUCAAGAAGAUCAACUCUCAGAAAGGAGUACUGUUCUCUGAAGAUCAAAUCAUGGAUUGGUUUGUGCAGAUUUGCCUGGCACUGAAGCAUGUUCAUGAUCGUAAAAUACUGCACAGGGACAUCAAAUCACAGAAUAUUUUUUUAACGAAGGAUGGGACUGUCCAACUUGGGGACUUUGGAAUAGCAAGGGUUCUAAAUAGCACUGUAGAGCUGGCAAGGACUUGUAUAGGAACACCAUAUUACCUAUCACCAGAGAUUUGCGAAAAUAAACCAUACAACAACAAAAGUGAUAUUUGGGCCCUAGGAUGUGUCCUGUAUGAAAUGUGCACUCUUAAGCAUGCAUUUGAGGCUGGCAACAUGAAGAACCUAGUCCUGAAGAUCAUUCGCGGCUCAUACCCUGCUGUGUCUUUUCACUACUCCCAAGAACUCCGCUCUCUCUUGGCACAGCUGUUUAAACGCAACCCCAGAGAAAGGCCAUCAGUCAGCACUGUCCUCGACAAACCUUACUUGUCCUGUAGGAUAGAGAAGUUCCUCACACCACAGCUCAUUGCUCAGGAAUUCCGCCACACUCCCCUCCUCAAGCAGCCUAAAGUGGGCGUGUUGCAGGGAGCACCGGCCAAGCGUUCCGCCGCUGGGUCCAUACCACUCACUCCAGCCCAGAAGAUCACCAAACCAGCCGCCAAAUACGGAGUGCCUUUAACUGCGAAGAAGUUUUCAGAUGGAGCCAAAAAGCCAGCAGAGAGGAAACCAGCUGUUAAACAUAAACCGGCCCCUCUCCCAGCACCCUCCCAAAGAAGAGAGGACAAGGAAGAGAGGAAAAAACAAGAGGAAGGGAUCAGAAAGAAGAAGAUGGAGCUGAUUGAGAAAGAAAGGAACCAGAGAGAGCAGAUGUUCCUGUUUAAAGCAGAGCAAAUGAAGAGAUAUGAAAAGGAAAAGAUCAAUCGUAUAAACCAAGCCAGAGAACAGGGCUGGAAGCACGUUCUGAGUUCUAGUGGAGGUAGCAGCCCAGAGAGGAAGUGUUUUGUAGGUGGUCGAAACAGGGCUGCAGGUGUUGGCGCCCCUGUCCCAGGCUCUGUGCCGAGCAAAAGUCCUUAUGAAGCCUACCACGCUGCUCUGGAUCACAUGUCUAAACCUAGGCCUAAAGACAUUGGUAGGGAGGCAUCCUCUGCAACACCGGGCAGUCCCAUUCGAAGUGUACCUGCUGCAGCUGGACCAGUGCUGCCCAGCAGCCCUGCCCAUCUCUUAAACCACGAUGCAAUCAAGAGAGAACUUCAGAGACUGCAGUUCAUUUCUGUACAAGCUCGUUUCAGUAGGCAGCGUGGUCAGGUGGCUCCUGGCCGUGCUAAUCAGGUUGAGGAGUUUUUACAGCGUAAGAGAGAAGCUAUGCUCAACAAAGUCCGUGCUGAAGGACAACUGGGAACCCGGCAAAACCUGGCUGCACUCUAUGGAAGCCGGGCUGGUUCAGCUCAGUGCAGGAGACCCAGAGCCAACAAAGAAGAGGAGGAGUACUUGAAGAAACUGAGGCAGAUCCGCUUGCUGAAUUUCAAUGAGCGUCAGCAGAUCAAAGCUCGACUCAGAGGAGAGAAGUAUGACAGUGAUGGUUCAGACAGCCAGGAAUCCAGUGAGGAGGCAGAGCUCAGGAGAAGGAAGAUAGAGGCUUUAAAGGCCCAAGCAAAUGCCCGUGCUGCUGUUCUGAAGGAGCAACUGGAGAAGAAGAGGAAGGAGGCAUAUGAGAGAGAGAAGAGAGCUUGGCAGGACCAUCUUGUUGUUCGGGGGAUGAAGGUUGGCAUGGCAGCAGGGAACGCUGCGGCGGCAGCAGCAGUAGCAGUCUCAACUACCUCGGACAGUCCUCUUCCACAGCCCAAUCUGUCUCCACCAGAAGAAGUUACCAACACUCCGGCCCUGCCUCCAUCCAAAACCUCCACCCCAGUCAUAUCCAUGACUGCUGCCCUGAAGAAUGUUGGAGCAAUAACUCCACUAAAAGCAAUCUUGCCUGUGCUGGAGACUGCGACAGUCAUCCAGACUGAGAAAAAGCAGAUACUGCACCGACUUAACCAGAACCUAAAAGCCCAAUGUCCAGGGGAGGAGGGAAAGGAGGCGGUUCCAUCCCCUGCAGAGCCAAGUGCUGUUCCCCAGGAGAACCCGUCUGACUCAAAGAGUCGUCCCUGUUCCAACGGAGACCGAAAGAAGUGGGAUGCAGCUGAACUGCCUAUACUUCCUGUGGCUCAGCAAACCUUAGAGCAAACCUGUGCCACAAUGAUUAAAACCUCAGUGUCUCCAGACGAAAGGCCGUCCUCUGGUGGAGAUAGGAAGAAGUGGGAGGCAGGACUUCCACUUGUCCUCUCUGUAGCCCAACAAACUCUAGAGAAGACCUGCAUCACGACCAUUGAGCAAACUUCAGGUGAAGUUAUAAAGAUGGAUUUGCUUCAGGAGGAAGCUCAGAGGAAGAUGUGGAGAGUGAGUCCAGACUCUCAGGUGCUUCGACUCCUUCAGGAGGCCGAGCCUCAGCCUCUCACCCAGCAGCUGGAGAAUGUCUACGUCUGUGAAAAAGAGAUUCUCUGCCUCGAUAAGUCUAACCAGGCUGCAGUACCUGAGAUGGAGAGGACACCUAAAGAAGUGUUGACCUCUGAGCCAACACCAUCUGCUGUGCUUCUAAGCCCUGCAUUUGAAAAGGAGAGUUCUGCUCCAACAGAGUCGUCACAUCAGGAAACGUCUGUGGCCGGUACAAUCGAAACAGUGACACUGCCGCCAGACCUCACUGAGGCUCACGAUCUAGCAGACGUGGAGUCAGUUGUUCUCGAGGACACACCGAAACAGGCCUUACGUCGUCCAGCUGGUGUGCAGCAGGCAUGGGAACAGGAUGCCCAGCAGCAAAUGCCAUCAGAGGGCAGUAAAAGACCAACAGGCACCAAGGAGGUUGAGAGGAGUGUGGAGAAACCCACAGAAUCUUCAAGUUUACCACAGUGCGAGGAGCCUCUGUUUACGAAGUUGUGCUCCCCGGCCCACCGACGCACUGCGGCCCUCUCAGUGCUCUCAGCCCAGUCCUCUAUGGAUGAAUCAUCGUCCUCUCUGGCCUCACGCUCACGCUCCGUCUCACCUCUGCGCAACAAACACCACAACUCCCUCCUCAUUGGACUCUCUACGGGCAUGUUUGAUGCCAACAAUCCCAAGAUGCUGCGGACCUGCUCUCUACCAGAUCUCAGUCGUCUCUUCAGUGCUCAGCAGGACUCUGCAGUGGCUGGUAAUGCUAAUGUUGCCCCAGACAACAACCUGGAAAUCGAGGACCUGGAUGAGGCGGCUAAAGAUGAUGACCAGUCAGAGACUGAGGAUGCAUAUGAGGACGAAGACCUGCAGGACAUCAGGGCCUCCAUGGAGAGACUGCUGCAAGAAGACGAAGACGAAGACUUAAUGAGUGGCCCUCCAGAGGUUGGAGCAGGAGACUUUAAUGGAAACCCUUCAGAGAGCCAAGACAAGGAGUUUUUUAACAGGAUAGCAGCUGAGAUAGAUCAGGACAACAAUCAGAUGGCUGUAGAUAAUGACGACGAAGAAGAUGAUGACGAUGAAGAGGAAGAAGAAGGCGAAGAGGAGGAGGAGGAGGAUGAUGAGGACGAUGAUGAUGACGAAUGCUCCAAUGGCAGUCCGGGUGAUGUGGAGGCAGGGGAGUUGCUCACCAAUGGCGUGGGAGAUGAGAACCACAGUAAUAACAGCCAGCUCAAUGAGGAGUGGCAAUCAGAUGGCAGUGGAGAGGAGCAGGGCGGAGACGCUGAGCUUCAUGACAGCAUCUUCAGUCGACUGGAGGAGCUUCGCUUCAACCUGGAGCAGCAGAUGGGCUUUGAGAAGUUCAUCGAGGCCUAUAAUAAGAUUAAGGCUAUACAUGAAGAUGAAGACGAGAACAUUGACCUGGGCUCCAGUUUGGUCUUAAGCAUUUUGGGAACUGAGCACCAGCAUCUGUAUCCCAACAUCCUGCAUCUAGUGAUGGCAGAUGGCGCAUACCAAGAAGAUAAUGAUGACUAAUGUUUUCUGCGAUGGAACUGCUGGCAGCCAUGCUGGCAGCUUCGACAAUCUGCUUGCUAUCUGAUGUCUUCCCAUGACGUACAUCAUUGGCAGAAGAAUCUAUGCAUGACAUGUCGCAGCUGUUUAUCCGACAGUUUUCCUGGCACACUUGCAUGAUGAAUUAAUAGUAAACUCAAGGAUGUAUUUCAUACUUUUGACUAUCAGCACCUGACACUCUUUUCUAACCAGUGUUCAUUCAAAAAGUGCAUUAACAACACAUGUAGUUAUUUACCAAAGUUUAUGUCAGAUGUUUGUGAAGCUUUGUCUGUUAGUGAAUGACACGUGCAUUGUCACACUGAUUCAUAGUAGAAACUAUUAUGUCACAAUUUGUUGUUGGUUGCUCAUAUAGACUCCUCAUUUUAUUUUGGCAGGCAAACAUCUGGUCCUCUCAGGUGCUCUCUCUUUCUAACUGUCACACACAUUAAACCAUAGCUUCUAAACCAGGUCACCCUGGAAACAUAAUUUACUCAGAACCAACGGAACCUCCUUUUCUUAAUACAAUUUUCACCAAACAAGAAGUAAAAUAUUGUACAAGACAUUUUUCCACAUUUCUUACUGUUUCAGUUUACCCAUUUUAAUUAUUGUAAUUAUAUGAUUACUGUGAGACUGUUGACUGCUGCCAAGCUACUGUAGCAAGACUAUGGCAGUGACGUGCUGAGCGUGGUGAUGGAGAGCCUGGUUAUAAUUAUGUUCAGUGCAGAGCACUGAUAAGUAAGCAAUGAUACAGAUAUUAACAAUAAAUCCUAUAUGACUACAAAUUAAAUGUUGUAAAUAUUUUUUGAAGUAAUAAAAACUUUUUUUCGAGAA
Pleuronectes platessa (European plaice) is the source of this 5274-nucleotide messenger RNA. RefSeq names its product NIMA-related kinase 1 (gene nek1). The coding region runs from base 151 to 4428 and encodes 1425 amino acids. Lineage: Eukaryota; Metazoa; Chordata; Actinopteri; Pleuronectiformes; Pleuronectidae. Gene Ontology annotation, biological process: protein phosphorylation. The transcript is spliced from 36 exons. The record is from RefSeq and is a predicted model, not a curated record. Gene Ontology annotation, molecular function: ATP binding; protein kinase activity.